Messenger RNA from Oncorhynchus nerka (sockeye salmon), 4885 nucleotides. Its product is annotated as drebrin-like protein B. The record is from RefSeq and is a predicted model, not a curated record. Lineage: Eukaryota; Metazoa; Chordata; Actinopteri; Salmoniformes; Salmonidae. Gene Ontology annotation, molecular function: actin filament binding. Bases 120 to 1505 code for a protein of 461 amino acids. The transcript is spliced from 14 exons. Gene Ontology annotation, biological process: positive regulation of dendritic spine morphogenesis; positive regulation of axon extension; regulation of actin filament polymerization. Gene Ontology annotation, cellular component: postsynaptic density; lamellipodium; postsynaptic membrane.
CGAGCUUCCUGUGUGGUGAGAUCUCAAUCAGAAGUCAAUUCGAUUCGGUUUUACCGCCUCUCCUCCGCGAGUAGGACGGGCUUAUCACGGCAAUACACAACUGUUUCAGUGACUGAACGAUGGCAGUGAACCUAAGCAAAAACGGCAUUGCCCUGACAAAUGCCUACAAGGAGGUGGUAGAUGAGAAAUCCAACACCAAUUGGGCAUUGUACACCUACGAGGGGAACACUAAUGAUAUCCGAUUGGCAGAGAAGGGAGAUGGUGGACUGGAGGAACUGGUGGAGGAACUUAGCAGCGGGAAAAUUAUGUACGCGUUCUGUCGUGUCCAGGACCCAAACUCUGGCCUGUGCAAAUACGUCCUCAUCAACUGGACUGGAGAAGGUGUGAAAGAUGCCCGCAAAGGACUAUGUGCCAAUCAUGUCAGCUCCAUGGCAAAUUUUCUCAAGGGUGCCCAUGUCACAAUAAAUGCCCGUGCAGAGGAGGAUGUGGAACCUGAGGCUAUUAUGCAAAAGGUGGGCAAGGCCUCGGGGGCCAACUAUAGCUUCCACAAAGAGUCCAACAAGUUCCGAGACGCUGGUCCCCAGGGACCUGUGGGCUCUGUCUAUCAGAAGACCAACGCUAUGUCUGAAAUCAAACGCACCAAUAAAGACAACUUCUGGGCGCAGGCAGAGAAAGAUGAGGAGAAGCGGCGACAGGAGGAGCGCUGUAAGGCAGACGAGGAGCGCCAGAAGCUGGAGAAAGACAGGAAGGAUCGAGAGGCCAAGGAGGCAACUCUCAGAGAGAAGAGAGACAAGGAAAGGGCCUCUAUGAUCGACCAGCAGAAGAAGUACCAGCAGCAGCAGGAAGCUGAGAGCAGAGAAGAUGAGAAACAACAAUGGGAGGAGCAGGAGAAGGACUUCCAGGCAACUCAGAAGAAAGGGAUGAAGCGUGGUGAAUCUGUGGAGAAAGCCAAUGAGGCAGCCAAUCUGAUCUCACAGCGCUCUAUGAACCCCAGAGAGAUGUUCAAGCAGAGAGAGAAGGGCAUGGACACCCCUGCUGCUACCCACGCCACUGCCAGCCCCCAGCCAGAACCCAGUGUGGAUGAGCUCGUUGUGGAUGAGUCAUCCCAGUCUGAGUGCUUGGAUGAGCAGGAUGCAACCCCUGUUCAGGAUGCAGUCCCUGAGGAACAGUGGCAAGAUGAAGUGAAGGCACCAGCUCCUCCCACUCAGCACAACCAUCCCACAGAGCCAGCCCAAAAUGAUCUCUAUGAGGAGCCCCCACAGCACCCCUUGUUGUUCCCUCAGGUGGAAGAGAACACAUUUGAGGUGCCUGCAGGGGAGAAGACGGACCGAGGUGUCUGUGCCAGGGCUCUAUACGACUACCAGGCUGCUGAUGACACAGAGAUCUCCUUCGAUCCUGAUGACAUCAUCACUGGCAUCGAGAUGAUUGACGAGGGCUGGUGGCGGGGCUACAGCCCAGACGGGCAUUUUGGAAUGUUCCCAGCCAAUUACGUGGAGGUUAUUUAGGUCCAUACCUCGCCCACUCACUAGAUCAGCAUAUUGGAGGCAGAAUAGAAAAGACCCCCCCCAGAAGAAUUUGUCAGUAGGAAAACUGCUUGGUCCAGAACACAGCAGGUCAGAAGUAACUCAACAGUGGACCCUUUAGAAUUAUUUGCUGAACUGAAUCUGCCACAUUAUGGACCAAUAUAUGAACAAUAACCAUGGGACCAGGGGUCGCGCAAAUCUAUCCCUGUUGAAGGAAGCAAUUCAAUUAUGUUGUUGAUGUUGUGAGGCGUUAGAUGGCAUAGUUUAGGUUUUGAUGAAAACCCAUAUACUGGCCAACCCCAAACUGAAUCUCUCACCUUUUAAUGUGAUGUAGUAAAUUGUCAGGCUUUUUAGAUUUUUCAAUUCAAGUUUCCAUUGCGAACAUUAAUAGCACUUGUAGAUCACAUUCCUUAAAAAGUGAAUCCAGUUUUGUUCCAGAUAUACUAUUUUUGUUAUUUGUAGCAUUCACUCCGGUUGGGUUCAGGAUAAUAUUUCAUAGCUCACAUAAUGGUACCAACUAUGAUCUUUGGCCUUUUUUUGCCUUUUCCUCAGACUAAUAUUUUAUGUGAGUAUUUCUUUGUCAGAAAUCAUGUUGCUUGAAAGGAAUCCUGUGUGAAUUUCCAACAGUAGUUUGGUAUUGCAGUGGAAUUGAUUAUUAGAAAACCAAAAGGUUCUAUAUUUGCUAUGCUCUCUGGGUGGCUGAACUUGAGGGAAAAUAGGGGUGUAAAUAAUGACAAUCAUAUUCUUGUGAAAUACUUGUAUUUAAAAAAAAUUAAUACCGCUGAAGUCCGUAAGUUUACAUACACUUAGGUUGGACUCAUUAAAACACAGUUUUGGCAAGUCGGUUAGGACAUCUAUUUUGUGCAUGACACAAGUCAUUUUUCCAACAAUUGUUUACAGACAGAUUAUUUCACUUAUAAUUCACUGUAUCACAAUUCCAGUGGGUCAGAAGUUUACAUACACUAUGUUGACUGCCUUUAAUCGGCUUGGGAAAUUCCAGAAAAUUAUGUCAUGGCUUUAGAAGCUUCUGAUAGGCUAAUUGACAUCAUUUGAGUCAAUUGGAGGUGUACCUGUGGAUGUAUUUCAAGACCUUUCUUCAAACUCUGUGCCUCUUUGAUUGACAUCAUGGGAAAAUCAAAAGAAAUCAGCCAAGAACUCAAACUUGUAGACCUCCAAGUCUGGUUCAUCCUUGGGAGCAAUUUCCAAAUGCCUGAAGGUACCACGUUCAUCUGUACAAACAAUAGUAUGCAAGUAUAAACACCAUGGGACCAUGCAGCCGUCAUACCGCUCAGGAAGGAGACGUGUGCUUUCUCUUAGAGAUGAACGCACUUUGGUGCAAAACGUGCAAAUCAAUCCCAGAACAACAGCAAAGGACCUUGUGAAGAUGCUGGAGGAAACGGGUACAAACGUAUCUAUAUCCACAGUCAAAUGAGUCCUAUAUCGACAUAACCUGAAAGGCCGCUCAGCAAGGAAGAAGCCACUGCUCCAAAACCGCCAUAAAAAAGCCAGACUACGGUUUGCAACUGCACAUGGGGACAAAUAUUACUUUUUGUCAUCUGGUCUGGUCAGAUGCUCUGGCCCCCCAAUGGUGGAACAAACUCCCUCACGACGCCAGGACAGCGGAGUCAAUCACCACCUUCCGGAGACACCUGAAACCCCACCUCUUUCAGGAAUAUCUAGGAUAGGAUAAAGUAAUCCUUCUCACCCCCCCCUUAAAAGAUUUAGAUGCACUAUUGUAAAGUGGCUGUUCCACUGGAUGUCUUAAGGUGAACGCACCAAUUUGUAAGUCGCUCUGGAUAAGAGCGUCUGCUAAAUGACUUAAAUGUAAUGUAAAUGGUCUGAUGAAACAUAAAUAGAACAGUUUGGCCAUAAUGACCAUCGUUAUGUUUGGAGGAAAAAGGGGGAUGCUUGCAAGCCGAAGAACACCAUCCCAACUGUGAAGCACGGGGGUGGCAGCAUCAUGUUGUGGGGGUGCUUUGCUGCAGGAGGGACUGGUGCACUUCACAAAAUAGAUGGCAUCAUGAGAAAGAAAAAUUAUGUGGAUAUAUUAAAGCAACAUCUCAAGACAUCAGUAAGGAAGUUAAAGCUUGGUCGCAAAUGGGUCUUCCAAAUGGACAAUGACCCCCAGCAUACUUCCAAAGUUUUUUGCAAAAUGGCUUAAGGACAAGAAAGUCAAGGUAUUGGAGUAGCCAUCAGAAAGCCCUGAUCUCAAUCCUAUAGAAAAUUUGUGGGCAGAACUGGAAAAAGUGUGUGCGAGCAAGGAAGCCAACAAACCUGACUCUGUUACACCAGCUCUGUCAGGAGGAAUGGGCCAAAGUUCACCCAACUUAUUGUGGGAAGCUUGUGGAAGGCUACCCAAAACAUUUGACCCAAGUUAAACAAUUUAAUGGCAAUGCUACCAAAUAUUGAAUAUCUGACCCCCUGGGAAUGUGAUGAAAGAAAUAAUUCUCUACUAUUAUUCUGACAUUUCACAAUCUUAAAAUAAAGUGGUGAUCCUAACUGACCUAAGAUAGGGAAUUCUAACUACGAUUAAAUGUCAGGAAUUGUAAAAAACUGAGUUACACCUUAUCCAAAUACAUUUUAUGUAAACUUCUGACUUCAACUGUAUAUGAUGGUUAUGCUAAAGAGCUCAUCCCCAUAUCCUCCCUGCUCUCUUCAGCCCCUGGAGAAUUUGUAUAAUGGACUAUUUCAGGGACCAGUUACACAAAACAAAGCAGAAGUCAUAUUUCCUCUCGUGCUGUUGCCGUUUUCAUAUGUAUCCUGGGUAGGGUUGCAGAAUUCUGGGAACUUUCAAUAAAUUCCCUGGUUUUCCUGAAAUCGUGGUUGGAGGAAUCCUGGAAUCAGGAAGGGCAUAAACAGGAAAUCUGGAAUCUUCCAAACAGGAUUUCUGGAAAACCUGGGAAUUCAUUGAAAGUUCCCAGAAUGUUGCAACCCUGGUCCUGUGUACAACUAGUCUCUGCUUAACCAGUGUUUCACAACCAGGUCCAACUUCCAUCAAAAUACAGGUCUGUGAUUGGCUUAACCUAGCAGAAGAGCCUAGAUCAGAUGCUGUUAUCUUGUGACAGUGCCAAAGGAGGGGAACAGGAUGACGUCGUCCUCUGGAAAGUGCUUUCUCUCAUUUUUAAUCUGUUGAAACUCCAUAACCAUUAGGCUAUGCAACGUCACUGCUUUUUAAUUUAUAAUGAAAUUGUUGUGGAAGAAAAAGUUUAAGACAUUGUCACUUUAAUGAUAAAGGAAUUAAAGAAUGAUUUAAAACCGGUCAUGGUCAUUUCAAGGUGUGAUGUAUUCAUGUUUUUGUUUUUCAAGAGUAUAUUGUAAUGCAAAUAUGUUCGUCAUAAUUAAAAGAGUUAAAGUAAAAUGUG